GUAUCAGUUUUUGAGAACAAAUAUGUAUUUGCCUGGCAUCGGAAAGCUGAGUUUUCUUCGGGAGAUUAUUCCGCAAUCUAGGGAAUGGGGAAAACAUUAAUGAAUAGCCCUGUUCUCUCAUUGCAACCCUCUGCACGUCUGGAAUUUCCCGGCUUUUCAGCCACAAAAGGAACUGGUACAUAAUCAUUUUUUGGGUGGCUAGAUCCCCAACCCCAAGUCGAGACAGAUUUCUACAUUCAUAUAAAGGGAGCUAGCUCAUCAAUUUCUAGCGUCUGUAAUCUUCACCAGUACCAGCACUGAAUGUGCUUCCCUCCACCUGGCACUUUUAGCCUUAGGCUUCAGAGUCUGCUCAAUUCCUGUUAACUUAGCAGUACACCCUGUAUGGACAAUAUGGUACAGCCUCCUCAGCUAGAAGCAAGAGAACUUCUCCAAGCCAUGGGCAGUUUUGCAGGAGUCCGGAGAGAGCUACAAACCUCAUCUCCUCCUUUCUUUGCUCAGGCUUUGUGUUGCAUUUUUUACUUCCAUACCCGUAUCCUCUCAACUUUCAGUACCCUAGGCAACCAGUUUAAUGACAACACACAGUCAACUGUGAUGUCACAACUUGCAGCAUCCUUUAGUUGUUCCCCAUGACAGCGGGGAGAUCAUUUGGCAGACUUGGUGGAGAGAAAGAAUCAGAGAGGGGUCAAGGCAGGUUUCCACACUAGCUAGAUCAGCCACCUGCUAAAUGUAUGGAAAUAGUAGCACUUAACCAAUAUCUUGAGUAUUUUUUUCCUGAAAGAACUUACGAAUCAAAGCUGUUGGCAAAUCCACAAGAAUGUAACCGGGGUUUUUUUUGUUUACAUGACUGCAUUAAAUAUUUUUUUACGGAUCAGUGUAAUUAAGCCCAUUAAUGAAAGACCUGGAAGAACUUGGGCAGAAUCCAAGGCUUAUUUUCUUAAUGUAUUGCCUAACAUUGUGGUCUCCUCCUGGCUUGUGUGUUCAGUCGCCUCUGAAGUUGAACAGGGCAAUACACUCUCCACCCUUGCCUCAUCGGCUGGAAAAACGAAAUACCAAUUUCCUCCGUUACGGGUUUGCAGUAUGUGAAUUCCCCUUUUAUGAAAUAUGCCGUGAAAAUGUAUCAAGAAUUGAGUGUUCAGAGUUGGGGUGCUGUUUCCACAAACAAACGUGCUAUAAGAAAGCUGUACCACAAUACAUGAAAGCGUUUAUUUGCUUAAUAGUGAUCGUCAUGGUGGCCUUCUGUAUAUUUGUGCUGCAUAGUUGUUGCGCAGGCAAAAAGAGAAAGUCAUCUUUAGAGGAUGAAGUGAAAAGUUCAUCAGAUGAAAGUGACAGUUCUGCAGAGUCUGAUGAAGAUUAGCUCCAGCUCUCACUGAAUUGUAGAAUGGCAAGACAGAAGUGGACACCAAACUUGGAUUUAAUUUGGCCGUGAUGACUUCAUUGCUUACUAAGAGCCUGCCCAGCACUGACUCCUGAAACAAUAGGGUCUUAUUAAACAAAUACCAACUGUG
This is a messenger RNA of Podarcis raffonei (Aeolian wall lizard), 1505 nucleotides long. It is a transcript of the gene TEX29, whose product is annotated as testis expressed 29. The coding region runs from base 890 to 1354 and encodes 154 amino acids. The record is from RefSeq and is a predicted model, not a curated record. The transcript has 5 exons. NCBI's taxonomy places the organism in Eukaryota, Metazoa, Chordata, Lepidosauria, Squamata, Lacertidae.